GAGCCCUAUUGCCCACCCGCCACCAUGAUCAGUAUACAGUUUUCACAAUAUGGCCGCCAAGUCCCAAGUUAUGAAAUGUGUCCCCCAAAGAAGGACUUGUAUCAAGAUGAAUGGUUCCAGGAGGAUACCAACUGCCUAGCAACUACCUCUCUCAGGGUAAGGGAAUCUUGGCAACCAACAUCUGUCAGGGGAAAUAACUGCAGACAGAAAACUCAUAAUGUGAAGAAAAUUUGUUCAUUCAAGUUUUUGAAAAUGCAUGUACUUGUGAAAUCUCUUUAUUUUUAGAAUUCUUUUUCUAUCUGAUUGUUGGGAGAUGUUUGCACAAACUCUACUAACUUUCACUAUCUCUUUUUCUGGUACAAUGGAUCCCAUUUGGUUGAAUUUUAACACCCAAUGCACUUUUCAGAAUUUGGUGCAAUGAAUAUUUACCAAGCACUGAUUUGAAAGUUGGACAGGUACAAGCAAUGUGUCAUUCGAUGUCUAACAAAAGCAUAAGAAUUGUCUGAUUUUCAUGGAUACGCCCAGUGCAAACCCUAUUUAUUGUAAUGAGUAGUUUUUGAGCAACUCCUAUUUGGUCAGUGACAUAGAUCCUAUUCUGCUCCAACAAAAAAAUGUUACGCUUUGAUCCGGCUCUGUUUACCAGAAAAUUAAUGAUCCCAGUAAAGAUACUAUGUUACAGCCUCUAAUUUGUUUGCAUAAGGUUGCUCACAGGUGCACCUAGCCAUUUGUUUCUUAAAAGUAUUAAACUGAAGGAAUUGUGAUCUUUUAACACGGCUUAAUUGACCUAUAGUGAUAGACACAGGAUUUGAAGUAAUAGAUUUUCAUACAUUUAGGCCACUUUUGCACAAAGGAGAAAAUUUGUUUUCAGCUUCAAUUGCUUCUAUAAUGGUCUUUGAAGUACCAAACUGUAUUUGCAUUCAACUUUUAAUACAGUAUAUGAUAUGUUAUUGUUCUCUCAUCAUCUACUGAGAAUUAGUUCUUAACUGAAUUGGUUGUCCACAGACUCCACACUACCAGUCUUGUGUGUCUGUAAUUUAAAGAUUUGGGGAUGGUGAUCCGAAUUUCAAUGACAGAUUUAGAAGAAAUUACAGUGAAUUGACCUUGAACAGAGACCAUUAUCUGAAACAGCUCAGUUGGAAUUGAGUGGCUUCAGAAAUCUAAUAAGGAAUUGAAACAUUCUACAUAUAAAGGAGAAAGCAACACAGCAAGAAAUUCCCCCGUUAUUUGGUCACUGAAUGUUAAUGCUCGAAUUGUAAAGGAUGACAUUUAUGGAGGUGCAAAACACUGACUCACCAGCAGGAACAAAACCACACCUUCAGAGAUUGGCUUUCACUAGACAGAGUCGUAUACCUGAAAAUGGGGGAUAUUAAACAGAAACCCAAGCUCCCAGUGUCACCACGCUCGUAUUUUUUUCUGACUUUGAUUGCUCCUGGCCACACAUUUUAAAUGUCUGUUUUAAUUUCCCAUUUUUCCACAGCAAGAUUGCGAUUUUAGCUUACCUGAACGAGAGGCUAAAAUGUUUUUAUCUUUUGAAAGAUCAUGCUCUCUUGGGGGAAGAAUUACUUCAACAUAGCUGAAGAAAAAAACUAGGUUCAACCAUUCAAAAAUUCCCUUUUCCAGAACAUGGGGCCAGAAAUAUGAAAAGUACAGUAAAACCUGGGAGGCAUUUUUUUUGUCAGAAUACACAGUGUGUCAGAAUAAACAGUGUAAAAAACAAUGGAAAUAUAAAAUUGGGAUUGAAAAUAAGGGUCGGAGUGCCCAGUGAAACAGAUUGCACAGGUGUUGGAUUAGGCAGUUUUCACUGUAAUAUCAAAGCUUCAAUGUAUAGUGUAAAUUCAAGUUUGUUUUCACCAUAGCUUAAUCCAAGAUUUUGUUCUCAACCACAAUGGGGGUUGAAGUCCAAAGUGUGCAAAUAGUAAAAAUCUUUGACAUGCAUAGCAUUGAUUUGUAAUGUACAUAAAUUCUAGCAUCAUGUUCAAAGUCUGGCCUUUAGGGCUGAUAUAUAAAGCCAUAUUUCAAGAAUAGCUGAAGGCUACAAUGAAGCAAAUUAAUCUGUAAACAUCUUCAUUCAAGUGUGUUCAAACCAAAUUAGGAGACUGUGUUUUUUAUCCAGAAAGAGCAAGCAUAGGCUGAUUCAAGUGAACGUAUUUAGACUAAUGGUAGUAGAAGUGCAUCACAGGUUACAUGUGCUUGAUAUGUGUAGUAAUGUAAAAAAAAAAAAACAACAACAACCGAAAAACAAACAACCAAUCAUUGAUCCCCCUGUCAUGUUAGUGAUGAAGUCAUUGUGACAAUAGUCCAUAUUGUACAAGUAGUAAAAUUAAUGUGCACAUGAGAAUGACGACCUUUGGUCUCUACCCUAAUGAUCUGGGGGUCAGGAUGCUUUAUUUCCGCUGGUCCGGGGUGUGAUUUACUGUUAAGCAAACAUUGUUCAAUUACCAGGGUAAGUCACUCCAAACAGGAACCUUGAUUCAACAAGCGACAUUCCAUGCCAACUUUUUCUCCAUUCUUCACCAGAGCCCAUUUCCGUGUGUAUUACAGAGCACGGGUUGGAUUGAACGCUUGAUAUUUGUGAGGAUGUUAUUUCUAUUUCUUGACAAGAUGUGUCCAUAUUUUGCUUUGGUCCCAGGUAGACCCAAGAUUUGUCAGGUGAUUACAAUAACCCACCUAUCAAUGUCAGAACUUAGGCAAUCUCAUCAAAGUGUGGAUUUCAACAGAUAAGAUUGUGUUUUGGAAUUUGUUAAUAUGAGGACUCCAGGUACCAACUAGGAGUGGUAGAACAAAAUGAUGGAAAUGAGGGUUAGCCAUGGAAGAGACAAUGUGGAGGAGAGGCUUGCUGUGAAAGGAGAGGAGGAGGAGGAGGGACAUAUAAUUGCCAUAUUCUUUUCAUGAUCCCAAAGGAAGAAUUGCAACCUAAAACGUCCAAUCCAGUUUUGAUAGUUGCUUGAAAUUGGUUGAUUUAAUUAUCUAUUUAUUUUUUCCCCUAAUACUUUUAAAAGAGAUUUUGAAUUACUCUCUACAAUAUAGGUAGCAGAUUUGUCCAACUCAGUUUUGAUAGUUGCUGGAAAUUUGUUGAUUUGAUUAAUUUAUUUUUUUGCCCAAUAUUUUUAAAAGAGAUUUUGAAAUACUCUCUACAAUAUAUAGGUAGCUGGAAAAUCCAAAUAUAUGCGUUAUCAGAUGUUUAAUUUGAUAGAUGACCAAGCCUUCUCAGUCUUUCAUCUUCCUGAUAUCUAUUUUCUCGGUCAAUUUAAGGGAAUGCAGUUUCUGUCAAGAUUUUUUUUCCAAGGUAAUAAACACUCAUCUUGAUAUCUGAAGUACCAGGUAAAUGUUUCCCAAAGCCACAAUUGAAGUACGACAUUGCAAAGUGAACGCAUUGUUGACACAUCCAACGUUCUGUGGUCUAUUUACAUCACACGACAAUGAAGAUUACCCCGUAUCAUCACCUAUAUCAAAUGAUCUUCCAAAUGUGAUCUUUAAACACGAUAAUUACACUUGAUAACUGAAGUGAGGAUUUCCAAAUUUCUGCUUGUUGUGUCCAUUUCUAAUGAGAUGUUGCAUGUUGCCUUUGUUGCGUUGGAAUCUGGUGACACUUUUGAUCUUCUAUAAACACAAUGCAGGGUAAUCGAAACCAAACUCAAAGGCUUUUUGUUACGCAAUGGUUUUACAGUGUGAGAAUUCUUUUUAAUCAUUUAGCAUUGUUACCAAUGCAAGUCCUUAAAAUAAUUAACUGUACAUAGUUAAAAUGCUUACUACUAUUUCUUAAAACUUUUCAAGGCAAAUAAAAUAAGAAUCAAACCUACUCAUGUAUGAUGUUUUACAUGUAAUAACUGAAUUACACCCACCCACCUUGUGUCCACCUACCCACUUUUAUCCUCACUUUGACAUGGAACAUUAAGGUAAAUGUAGGUCAAGGUGUGUUAACCUUUGAGAUGUAUAAGGUGUGAAAAAAUGUGGGAAUAUCUAGGGGAGAAACCAUCCUGGUAUUUUUACCAGUGUAUAUGGGCAAUAAAUAAGAGUUAAUGCAGUGAUAAACUCUGUGUUCCAUGAAGUAUUGCAGUUAAAUAAAGGUAGAGCUGGGCAAUUAGGGGGAGACAAUCAGUACUUGGAGAGAGGCAGGGCAGGUGGUAGUGGAACCUUUCCCCAAUAUAAAAGACAUUAAUGCCUUGCUAAAUCUCAAUAGGUGAGUUUCUCCCUUUGAUCUAAUCCCCAUUUUGCAUCCAUAUAUACUAUACACAUUUAUUAUUUAAAGUUUCAAAGCAGUUUUCAUUUGAAGGUAAUGAACAAGUAUUGAUAAUUCUCAGAAGAUCAAAACUUUUGGCGAUCUAGAAAUUUCACUCAUAAAAGUUUGUACAUGCAUAUGGUGUCUUGAAUUUGUAGUUUCAGAAUUUCAUUUGUGAUGAUAAUUCACUUAACUAUAAAUAUUAUGCAUCACACACUCACUCGAUCCCUGCAAACAUUGGAAAACUAAGUGAUAAUUACAAUACUUCUAUAUAUUAUUACCUCCAAUCUCAAUGAUUAUCUUCCAUAUACUUUCUUAGUGCUAAGAAUUUUUACAUUUCUACAGCAAGAGCAAUUUUUAUUCUAUAUGAAUGUCUGUCAGCAUGCAGUUUGACAAGAUGAUUGCAGUUUGAUGUUAACACUUUAGUGGUCAUGUGUUGACAGGGAGCAGAAUAAACUUUACAACUCUUUUUUAGCAAAAUCUUUUUCAUCACAAAGAACGUAGAUUAGUUAUGUAGAUAAUGUCCUAAUUUUUACGUGCCAUUUGUAAUGUUUCACACCGCUGAAUAAUAAAGAUUAGCUUUGCAAUCAUCUUAUAAUCAGUUUGAAGUCAUCAAAUCUUUGUUUCCAGUAAUAUGUCUAUAAAGCAAUAUGUAAAUGCUAUCAUUUGUGUUUGACAUCGUUGGUCCAUAGCUUUCAAAUCAAAAUCUAGAGCGCACAAUAACUGUUUGUGCGAUUUAAACUGCAAGAUUUCACAUACAAAAAAAUCUCUAUUGAUUCUUUUUUCCUACCCAUAUUUUAGUUUAUUGUGCAAAGUUCUUUAUGACAAGAAAGUUUGUGUGUGAUCUUGUGAUAACAAACUAAAAAAAAAAUUUCUUUUCAUUAAAAAGAAAAAUCACCUUUAAAAAACAAUAUUCAACAUUUAAUCAUUUAGGUGUGUGUGUGUGGUGUGCUUAUAGUUAGAAUUACAAAAUUGGAAAAUGUUUUAGGAGAUCAGAAUACCUUUUGGAUUAGGGGCACAAAGUCACAACUGGAGUAAACGUGGGUUGAGUUGUAAGACUAUCUGGGAUGGCUUGGUCACCUUUUGUCAAGUGGUCCCUGUUUAGAGAACAUUUUGUUUGCUCCUAGCUCUACCCUUUUGUGAAUUGAUGUGUUUAGGAGGGAAUAUUUUUUCAAAGACAGUGAAAUCAUGUGAGGAAUGUACUAUCCUACCCUUAAAAAAAACACUUCCUUUUAUAAAGUUUCACACCAUGGGAAAAGAAUAUUUUUUGAAAAAGUGAUGAAUAACUUUUAUGUUCACUGUUGUGAAUUCAGGAGUUGACAAGGAUCUUGUUUUUUAUCAGAUUUAUAUGGACAUAAAUUUGAAUAUUCAGACAUUUAGGGAUUGAAGUGCUCUUUGUGUUUUCUGAACUUUGGACCUCCCAUUCAUGUUGAAAGACAACUUUUACUAAUAAUUAAACUGAAUGCAAAUUGGUGCCAACAUUUCCCCUGCAUGGUAUACCAUUGUCUCUCAUCUGUCUAAGACACAAGAGUCAGAAAACGCUCACUUGGAAACUAAUGGCCUCGUAAAUAUACAGUUGCCCUGGAUUUGAAAGAAAUUUUGAUCGAAAAACCAAGCCAAGUUUCCUGUUAAAGAGGUCGUAGAAUUUGCUGUUAUUGCAAAUACACGUGUAGGGACCAUUAGUGCUGAAGGACAAAAAGAACCCGUUAAUGAAUUUUGACAUGCUCUGGAAUAUGCCUUUCGAUCUUUGUCAUCUUAAUGAGGAAAUUUAAAUCCAUUUGUAAUGAAACAGCAUUCCUACAGAGGGAAAGACGAUCCCUUGGCUUUUAUGGGAAGGGAUUAGGGACUGGAUAAUCAUCGAUUUGCCGAGGAUCAAGUUUGGCUGCUCCCACUGAAGUGUAAACGGUAACAAGCCAGAGACUAGAACCCUUCAAAUGGCCUUCAGAUCAAAAAUCAAUGUUACCUAAGCUGUCAAAAUAAGGCUAUAUGGCAUUUUUCUAGUCUGUAAGUCAUUAUGAAUUCAAGUCAAGAAUUGAUUUUUAAUUGGAACUCUAAUUAUGUUUUCACAGAAAGGGCUUUUCAUUAACUUCAGUGGGUUUUUUUUUUUCUUUUUCAGAGAGUACACUGCAAAUUAAAUUGGCUAUAAAUUGAAAAGAAUCACAUACAAGAUGUAUAGAUAUAUAAGGAUUUUUUUCACAUUUUUUUAAGCAUCUGAGAAAUAGAGCCCAACUGUUGAACAUGUUUAUGUGAAAUACUCUCUUAGAUGAUCCCUCCGAGUGGCUGCCUUACAAUAAUAGUUUAGCUAAAAGUGCAACAUUAAUUGGCAGAAAUUUUGGCACACUUUGGUGCAGAAGGAAAGAUAUAUGCAUUUACUCUAGGGAAGGUGAACAGGUGGAUUUUGGAUUCUUGGUUUUCGAUUUUCAUUGACCUAGGAAUGACCAAUGAAGAAAUAAAGAAAUAGAAUACCAAGGAGGCAGUUUUUGCUUGCGGGUGGCUGAGAGGCAAAGUGGUCAUUACCUUGAAUAUGAGAAUGCUGGUGCUUUCCUUUAGAGAUUAUAAUUAUACCUCUGAAUCAAUAUAAAUGUCGGCUUCAACUCAUUGACACACAUCAGCACUGAUUCUGAAAGUAUUGGAAUUCGAAUCUGGCAAUAUAGGGUCACUGGUAGGAAUCAAUUCUGGUGCGAGAAGAAGCGUGUGUAUCUUGAUCAAUGCAGAGUUUUUAGUUCAGUGAUGCAGAAAAUGUGUGGCAUGUUUGCACAUCAGAAUAAUUAAAGCUCAUAAAAGUGGCAUCACUACCCACUGCAAGGGAAUCUUCCAAGAGUGUUUAUCUCUCAGGCUCUCUAUCUUCCAGCAUCAGAUGAUUUGGAAAAUAUUUUCUUCCUCGGUUUUUGUCAAAAUCCAAUUGUGCUCAAUGGAUUAAUUAUUAAUUUGUGUGGAGAAGCAGGAAUCAUUUGCAAAAGAGAACUUGGAGAAUUAGCCGCCUGCAUGCAGACAAGUAGUCAUGGUCUUUAUUAUCAGACAACUGUAAAAGGUUAUAGACAGCAUUGGAAGUUAACAGGAAAAGUGUCACACAGUGCCUCUGGGAAUGAAAGUAUUGAUAAUGUAACACUGAAGAUUUCUUCUGUAAAUUACAUGUCUCAGUAAGGAAGAAAACCUGAAGUAAUUGCUGGCUGUAUCAUUAUGCCCAGUAAAGAAUCACAUUGCCAUAGAUACUGGUGCAGCAAUAUGUAUGUUUCAUGUUUGAUAUAGAGGGGAGAAUUGGGAGGUAGAUAGAAAAAGAGAUUAUUGUUGUCAUUAAGUGAUGAAUCUGAUGUUACAGGAAAGAGUGGUUGUCAGGCCAGAAUCCUGAAUUUUAUUAAGAAGGAAAUCCCCAUGGAGAUUUUCAUUGUCAUCAUCUAGUUGAGAAAUAAUACAUGUGAGUUCUCUGCAGAGGCUGUGAGAAGUCACUCAGGACAUCUUUUUGAAGUGUUCCAGGGUAUUUUGGAAAUUUAUUGACCACUCGACUUCUUGACGGAUCCCUAUGAAGAUGCUGUCAUGGUUGUAAUAACUGGAGGUUAGGGACCAGAUGCCUAUAUGAAAGUAACACUAAUUCAAUAUUUAUUGACACAUCCACAAUAAGCAUCUAAAUCUGCAAUCAUUGUGAGUUUAGGGGGAAACCCUCUUUAACAACUCCUACAUUUUUUUACUGGACUUCAAAAGAGGUGUGUGUUCACAGAGAAGUGUUAGUUUUAGCUGUUGUGGUUUGUUUCUGACAUUAGCCAGGGGAUUUACGAGCAUUUAGUUAGAUCAUCCCCUCCUCUGGGUUAAUUGUCAGGGAGAAGGAGGAAACAUGCAGAACUUGAUGUAGUCCUCAUGAACAUUUGUUUAUUCUUGAUGUGUUAUCAGAACUGUGACCCCUUUGGAGGUUGUUCCAGUGUGUGAUUUUUUUUCUUUCUAAAACACUUCAGGAGUGAAUGAAAAAAACACCCAUUGUGAUAAAAUUUCGAUAGAUAUUGAAUGGACGCCAUGGAAAUGGUUCCACGAAAACAGGGAGAACUUUACACUUGAAAGAACGAAAUUUCAUGGCUGGCCAUUCAUAAUGAAGAUUAGGAAUAUUUAUGUACAUGUGUAUGUGUACAUCGCCUUUGUAAUGGUUUUGUUUGAUAGCUGUCAGAACAGACGUCAAUGUAAGGUCACGGCCAACACCAACACGUUUAGACAGGACCCAUGCCCCAAGACGUCCAAAUAUCUCAAAGUCUCCUACAAAUGUAAUCCAAGCGACUUUUCUAAUGUGACUGUCUGCGAUGGGAAGCAGAUGAUUCUGCGAUGCCAGAAGCGGCUGAAAAUUGUCAUCAGUGAUGCCAUUUAUGGAAGAAUGCCACAGGACACUUCCCUGUGUUCCGGUAGCACCCCAGCAGACUGCAGGUCCAGUACUGCUGUAGAGAAGGUGAUGAAGAAGUGUCAUGGCCGUAAUCGGUGCGCCGUAGACGUGGAGGAGUAUGUGUUCGGCAAUCCUUGCCCCUCAGCAAUUCCUAAAUACCUCAAAGUCAUUUAUACAUGUGUACCUAAAAAUAUAUUGAAGCACAACAUAAGACAUAGGAAGAAUAGGAAGAAAAAAGGGCGGACCACAGCAGCCAUUGGAAACAACACAGAUACAAACAUUCCAAAGUUCACCACAUCUAAACCAGAUUCUGACAUGUAUCCUAAAGAUCAGGAGAGAGAGAAGGAAGACAUAACAAUCAGCAGCAAUGAAGAUAAAGACUCCAAGAUGGAGGAAAACACCACCGAUCAUUGUGUGAACUAUACUCUAGCGCCACCAGAAUCAGUGGUGCCCUCUAGUAGCAGGAAGGGAUCAGCAACUGGCCUGGUUGUCGAUUGGCUGAAUACUUUUAAUUUCUUUGAUAAGAAUCGAGAGAAAGCAUUGCUGUACAUGAUAUUAGGUAUCUGUGUCGGAGUCAUCAUUUUUCUACUGGUGAUCAUAAUCAGACUUGUGAUAAUUAACAAACAAAAGAGACGGGCCACUCUGGAUGUGACAGACCCCGCCCACAGUAAUACACAACCCCCACCCCUGGAUAACAGCGCAGAGUCCCCCAUGCUGCCGAGGAGUGAUUCAAUAGACAGAAUUGAGGUUGUGAGAUUCGAGCCUCGGAGAACAAUAGCACGAGCGAGUUUGAUAGAUAAUGGUGAUAGAACUUUAAAUCAUUAUUAUGGAUGACAGCGGUUAAUAUGCAAUAGUUAUCUUUUCAUUUUAGCGUGAAUUGUUAAAGGUUGUUAUUACAAGGUGCUAACUGUUGUUUUGUAAGUCUUAUCUGCUGAUUUUGUUUUUUUAUCUGUUGAAAAUAUUUUUGUAGAAAGCCACCAUUUAUCUUCUUGUUCUGAUAUUGAAAUGCAUUUCAAAUGGAAUAUCAAUGGACUGAAAGGACUAGAUUUAACACAAAAUUAGUUUUACAGCUACUUUCCUCCUUGGUCAAGUUUAAUUGAAAUGUUACAUUGGUAGAUUAAAAAAAAGGACAGAUUUAGAGAUCGUAAAUUAAUUAGAUAGUGCUAAAACCAGUGUAGAAUUAUUGUAUAGGUUAUGAAUCUUCGAAGGCAGAAUUUAGUGUGGUUUAGCUAACCUGAGCUAAAGGAAAAUGACGUAACUGCACAGUUAAAUAAUAGGAGGAUCUUCCAUUAUUCUAUUUACAAUCUCAUUAGUUUAUGGAAGACAUAUUUGUUUUCUACAAUGAAAUAGGGCACAGAAUGAUAUUUUAACUCACUAGGACUGGAAUUCCAUGUUGCUGUAGAAAUACUAUGAUUUCUAUAAGUUUUAACCCAAGCUCCAUUUAGCAAUAUGAAGGUAAACUUCUAGUCCAGAAAGUUUAGAAUGAAAAUGUAUAAAACAAUAUCCCCACAGAAGUGCUGCUUUUUUUUUAAUAUAGUUUGUGUAAAUAUGUCAUUGAAAUACAUGACAUAUUAUACAACUUUCUUAAUAUUAAGCUUAUUUCAUGAAAAAAAGAAGAAUAUUUUUAUACAUGACACAAGUGAAUCUCCACUUUAGAUCUGAAAUCAUUGAAGGUAUACUGUGAUAAAUAUUUUCCUUUACACCAGUAUAUUACACGAGGCUGUAAAAAUAGUCCUUAUACUGUCCAAAAAAAAAACAGUGACGCGAAUAAUUUCGGUGGUGCAGGAUAUGUGCACUUUUAAUGUAGACCAUGAUUGCGUUCUAGUCAAUGUAUGUAUAAGGUGAGCUUUAAUCUCUCUGUAUGUAUUACAUAUUAUGUACAUAUGUAAUAUGUAUAUGUUGUAUAUUGUUCUAUAUUUAUAAAUUACAAAGCGCUGCAUUGCAAUAUGUACAUGACUGUAACAUAUAUUAGGUGCACCGUGUAACCUUCAUUUUUAAUAAGUAUAUAUACAUAUAUCAUGCUUAUAUUCAGAAACCGUAAUAUUCAUAUAUUUUUUUGGAAUUGUAAAUCUUAUGUGUAUUUAAUCUCCAGAAUUUUUUUAUUUGAAUUUUUUAAUCAUUGUUACCCUAGCUGGUUUACUGCAGAGUGCAGGUCUAAGUUGUAUCUAAUAUGUUAAAACGUCAAGACAAGCUUGUGCAUCAAUCUGAUGAUAUGAAAAGUUUCAAACUAGAUAAAUAUUGUAGUCUGAGAGUCCAUGAAGUCUGAAUCGUAAAUUGUUCAUGUUUGGCUGUGUAUUUCCAUGUACUUUAAUGGAUGGAUCUAUCAUGUGUAAUGUGAAAGUCUUAUAGUACUUUGCUUUUCCAAGCUUUUAAAUUCAAAGCAUUGUGCUUUAUGAUGCGAGAUGUAUCAAAAAACUAGCGAAAUUUAACCAUUGGCAGAAUUAUUAGAUGUCUUCCCUUUAAUUGCUUAUUGUGAAAAGGAGUUGAUCCAUUACGAUCUAAAAAGGACUAUGGCAUAUUGAAGCAUUGCAGGUAUACUGGUAAUUUAGGUGUGGGAAGUAAUUUAAGGUUAUGUAGAUUAACUCGCAAAAUGGCAACACUGAAUGGCAAAAUAAAAUCCACUCAUUUAAACAGGCUUUACCUGUAAUAUGUUGUGUCCCAAUUUCUGACUGCAAACUUAUAAACUUUUUGUGUUCUACGGAGUCACGGGUACCAUAUCAUUUUCACUUGAAUGUAUUUCACAUGACCACUUCUCCAUCUAUAUCACAUGACUUGUUUCCUUGGCAGCACCUGUAAACAUAGUAUCAUGUUAAUAUCAAUAUUGGUAAGGUUAUGAAUGUUGUUUUUUUUUUUUUUUUUUUGCUUGGAAAAUUACUUAAUUAAGGUGUACAUAUCCUAAUGCUUGUUUGUGAAAUAGUGAAACAAUCGAAAUAAGGAUGCUAGCUUUUAAUGGGCUCUACAGUCACCUGCCAACUUGUCCUUUAAAUGACACAUGAAAAGAAAUUUCAAGGGUAUUUUUUUUAAACAUUGUCAUUUCUUUAUAGUUUUACUGUUGUAUUUUUUUUAAUCUAAGAAAUGAAGUUUUAGUAAAACUAUUUAGAUUGUAUGUACACACUACCAUGUAAUUUAAGUUAGCUUCACCUUCAUGUGUCUUGUCAAUGAUUCAAAGUAGAAAAAAACUGCAUUUAUUUCCAAUUAAUGUAGUUUAAUUUAAUUGAUAACCAAAGAAAAUGUACAAAUGUAUUUGUUGCCAUCUUUUUAAAGAUGUCGGACAUACAUAAACAGAAGUAUAUAUCAACAUCACAAAAUCUUGCGUUUUCAUUACACAGCAUUAUAAAAAUACAUAAAAACUGGUUUGCAUGACAAAAUCUUAAUUUCAGCAGUUUCAAAAAAGUGUUACUUUAUAGAUAUAUAUGAUUAAUUGUGGAUAUUGGGGGAAAUCAUUGUACAAUAGGCAUACAAUAGAGAAAAUUUCAAGUAUAAGAGUUAUUGCCCUUGACAGCAUUUUUAUUUUAACUUCAUUAACAUACAAACCUUAUCAGUACCAAAUCUUUUAUUAUAUUCAGUAAAAUUCCUCCAAAAGAUAUAUUUCAAUCAUGCACAGUCAAAUUUUGCAAAAUCCUACGGCAACACAUGAAGGUAAAGCUACUUUAACAUAGCUGUUCAAAAAGUCCUCUGGAUUUUAAGCAUUGAUUUUCAUGGAACAAGCCAGGUCUUCUUAUCACCUGGCAGAGAGAUUGAGAAUUGCAGAUUAUUGUAAGUUAUUGUGUGCAUGAGUGAUUGUGAACUGUUGGAAUGAAUGACCUAGAAUAAAAGUGUAUUUCUAUAUAGUAAAAUUUGUCAAUAAAAUCGUAAUGUACA
Molecule: messenger RNA, 12440 nt
Organism: Ostrea edulis (European flat oyster)
Lineage: Eukaryota; Metazoa; Mollusca; Bivalvia; Ostreida; Ostreidae
Product: protein eva-1 homolog C-like
Exons: 7
Coding region: 8298-9413 (371 amino acids)
Molecular function (GO): carbohydrate binding
Source: RefSeq, a predicted model, not a curated record